Messenger RNA from Salvelinus sp. IW2-2015, 1968 nucleotides. Lineage: Eukaryota; Metazoa; Chordata; Actinopteri; Salmoniformes; Salmonidae. The record is from RefSeq and is a predicted model, not a curated record.
UCCCACUUAUCGCCGACUGUCAGUGAAAUCUUAAUGAGGUGGCGCACGGACAUAUGAGGAUUAUGUUUCUCUUUCUUUAAAAAAAAAAAAAUCCAUUGCUUUACUUGGGUUCUCUUUGUUCUCCGUCACAUUCUAUGGAUUACAUUCUAAAAAGGAUUAUUUAACAAUGGCUGUACUCGAGAACCGUGAGUGGGGUUGGAUUGUGAAUAUAUUUUGGCUGUUGCUUUGUUUUCGGGAUUCUGUUUCUAGACAAAUUACCUAUUCUAUUUCCGAGGAGGUAAAACCGGGGACAUUUGUUGGGAAUUUGGCUAAGGAUUUAAAUCUAAAACUGAUUGAACUGGAGGCACGCAGGAUUCAGAUUGAAUCUGGAUCAUAUAAGAAACAUUUUGAGGUCAAUUUGAAAACUGGCGUUCUCUUCGUUAGCGAAGCCAUAGACCGAGAGAAGCUUUGUCCCAACAGCCUUGUUUGUACUGAAAGCUUGGAGGUUAUUGUUAAUAAUCCUUUACGAAUGUACAAUGUUGAAGUAAAUAUACUAGACAUAAACGACAACGCACCACAAUUUCCUGUGAAAUCCCAGAUUAUUCGUAUUUCUGAGCAUACUUCACCUGGAGCAAGAUUUCCUCUGUCUACAGCUGACGAUAUGGAUGUAGGGAGCAACUCUAUUGACGCAUAUAAACUCUCCACAAAUGCCUUUUUCAAUCUAGACAUACACACUGAGGCUGAUAGUGGUCCAUCAGCAGAGUUAAUUCUAAAUCAAGCUUUAGACCGAGAGAAACAGCCUGUGAUCAAGCUAACACUGACCGCUAUUGAUGRAGGAAAGCCUCCCAGAUCAGGGAGUACAGAAAUCAUUGUCAACAUACUCGAUGCAAACGAUAAUGCGCCAGUGUUUUCCAAAGCCCUGUAUAAGGCAAAAGUCUUAGAGACUGCGCCAAUUGGCACUGCUUUUCUAAGGCUUAAUGCAACAGACCUAGAUGAAGGCUUGAACGGUGAAAUAAUGUAUUUGUUCAGCAAACAAGGACAAAAGGGGGGUUAUGGUACAUUUGCAAUCAAUCAGAGCAAUGGGGAAAUGACAGUAGCGGGACCUUUAGAUUAUGAGGUGACCAGUGCGUAUGAGAUUCGUGUAGAAGCCCAGGACCGAGGCCACUCACCUCUGGCCUCACAUUGCAAAGUGUUGGUAGAGGUAGUUGACGUAAACGAUAAUGCCCCGGACAUCAAACUCUCAUCGCUUUUGGAGAAUGUGAGAGAGGACGCAAAGAAGGGUACGGCAAUUGCGCUAAUCACGAUUAUUGAUAAGGAUGGCGGUAAAAACGGGAAUGUGCAUUGUACCAUAUCUGGUGUCUCGCCGUUUCUAUUGGAGUCAUCUCAGGGUAAAUACUACUCCAUGGUCCUUGGAGAAACGCUGGACAGGGAAAUCAACUCUCAGUAUAAUGUCACAAUCAUAGCCAGAGAUGAAGGGACCCCUCCUCUGUCCAGUAUUAGCAUUAUUACUGUCCAUGUUUCUGAUGUCAAUGACAAUACGCCACGCUUUCCAGAACCCUCUGUUAACGUGUUCUUAAAAGAAAAUAGUCCAGCAAGAUCUGUGAUAUCUUCUGUGACUGCGCUGGAUCCAGAUUCAAAAGCAAACGCUCAGAUAACAUAUAAUUUACUAGAGCCCAGAAAUAGGCCUACAGCUUCGCAGACACCUGUCAAUGUGAAUUAUGCCACAGGUGAGAUAUAUAGCAUGCAUUCAGUGAACUAUGAAGAAAGUGAAAAAGUUCCAGUUCCAAGUUCAGGCCACAGACUCUGGUGUUCCUCCACUAAGCAGCAACGUCACUGUCAACGUUUUUAUCCUGGAUGAGAAUGACAACAGUCCUGUGAUUCUCCCGCCCUAUUCUGACCACGGCUCCGUUAAUUCUGGAGAACAUUCCUUAUUCUGCUGAAGCGGGAUACUUUGUGGCCAAAAUCAGGGCUGUAGACGCCGACUCUGGA